Messenger RNA from Octopus sinensis (East Asian common octopus), 4117 nucleotides. RefSeq names its product poly [ADP-ribose] polymerase tankyrase-1-like. The coding region runs from base 1 to 3372 and encodes 1123 amino acids. The record is from RefSeq and is a predicted model, not a curated record. Lineage: Eukaryota; Metazoa; Mollusca; Cephalopoda; Octopoda; Octopodidae. Gene Ontology annotation, molecular function: NAD+ poly-ADP-ribosyltransferase activity; protein binding. Gene Ontology annotation, cellular component: cytoplasm; nucleus. The transcript has 27 exons.
AUGUCAUUAAUUGAAGACUUACCUGUUUUUUUUUUUCUCUUUUGUUUUUACUCUUCAGGGUUUGGUCGGAAGGAUGUUGUGGAAUACCUUCUCGAAUUCAAUUCAAAUGUCCAUGCGCGUGACGAAGGGGGUCUGAUUCCAUUGCAUAAUGCCUGCUCCUUUGGUCAUGCGGAAGUAGUGAAGCUCCUGCUGCGCCAACAGGCAGAUGCCAAUGCUCGUGAUAACUGGAAUUACACUCCCCUACAUGAAGCAGCUAUCAAAGGCAAAAUCGAUGUUUGUAUAGUAUUACUUCAACAUGGUGCUGACCCUAGUAUCAGAAACACAGAUGGCAAGACUCCUCUUGACCUGGCUCAUGCUUCAGCUAAAAAUGUUUUAACAGGAGAAUACAAAAAAGAUGAACUGCUUGAAUCUGCUCGGAGUGGAAACGAAGAGAAGCUGAUGUCUUUACUCACCCCACUUAAUGUCAAUUGUCACGCCAGUGAUGGACGAAAGUCAACACCUCUUCAUUUGGCUGCUGGUUAUAACCGAACACAGAUAGUUAAAUUAUUACUACAACACAGAGCAGAUGUCCAUGCCAAAGAUAAAGGAGGAUUGGUUCCCUUACACAAUGCCUGUUCAUAUGGUCAUUACGAAGUUACAGAAAUGCUUUUAAAGGCUGGUGCCAGUGUCAAUGCUAUGGAUUUGUGGCAGUUUACACCACUCCAUGAAGCAGCUUCGAAAGCCCGAGUUGAGGUGUGUUCACUGAUGUUGGCCAACAAUGCUGAUCCAACCCUUGUAAAUUGUCAUUCGAAAAGUGCAAUAGAUGUCGCCCCCACCAGAGAACUCCAGGAGAGGUUACAAUAUGAAUAUCGGGGCCAUUCGUUAUUAGAAGGGGCCCGCAAUGCUGAUCUGGCCAAAUUAAAGAAAUACUUGACCACAGAUGUUGUCAACUUUAAACAUCCUCAGACAGACAAAACUGCUUUGCACUGUGCAGCUGCCUCACCUUACCCCAAACGUAAACAGGUUGUGGAUAUUCUGAUACGGAAAGGUGCAUUAGUUAAUGAGAAAACGAGAGAAUCAUUCUUGACUCCUCUUCAUAUUGCUGCUGAUAAAUCUCAUUAUGAUGUCAUGGAUAUACUUCUAAAGCAUGGAGCACAGGUCAAUGCUUUGGACAGUCUCGGCCAGACAGCUCUUCACCGUGUCGCCAAGCAAGGGAAUGUACAGGCUUGCCGUCUCUUGCUGUCUCACGGUGUCGACCCGACCACAAUGUCUCUUCAAGGUUAUACGGCAGCACAGCUGGCGUCUGAAAAUGUCAAGAAAAUUCUACGGGAGGGUCCAUCAAUUGGUGUAGUUGAAGUUGAUAUUCAACUUUUAGAAGCAGCCAAAUCAGGAGAUCUGGAUCUUGUUAAGAAAUUGGUUACAGCGCAGCCUUCUGCUGUCAACUGCAGAGACUUGGACGGCCGACAUUCCACUCCACUGCACUUUGCUGCAGGUUACAAUCGUGUUAGUGUAGUUGAUUUUUUGUUACAGAAUGGUGCAGACGUACACGCAAAAGACAAAGGGGGUUUAGUUCCGUUACACAAUGCAUGUUCCUAUGGCCAUUAUGAAGUCACUGAGCUUCUUAUCAAGCAUGGUGCCCUGGUAAAUGUAGCAGAUUUAUGGAAAUUUACUCCACUUCAUGAGGCAGCUGCCAAAGGAAAGUUUGAGAUCUGUAAACUAUUAUUGAAGCAUGGAGCUGAUUUGAAUAAGAAAAACCGUGAUGGCCAUAUUCCUCUUGAUCUUGUGAAAAGUGGAGAUUCUGAUGUACAAGAUGUUCUACGAGGUGAUGCUGCACUCUUGGAAGCUGCCAAAAAGGGAAACCUAGCAAGGGUACAGAAAUUAGCAACCAAAGAUAACAUUAACUGUCAAGAUACACAAGGACGGAAUUCCACGCCGUUGCAUUUAGCAGCUGGAUAUAACAAUCAAGAAGUUGCAGAAUUUCUCUUGGAGAACGGUGCUGAUGUGAAUGCCAUGGAUAAAGGCGGAUUGAUACCUCUUCAUAAUGCCUCUUCUUAUGGGCAUGUCGACAUUGCUGCUUUGUUGAUUAAGUUCAACACGUGUGUUAAUGCUGUUGAUCGAUGGGGUUACACCCCUCUUCAUGAAGCUGCACAGAAAGGCCGAACUCAGCUGUGUUCAUUACUGCUGGCACAUGGAUCAGAUCCUGCCAUGAAGAACCAUGAAGGCCAAACACCUUUAGAUCUUGCUACAGCUGAAGAUGUAGCAGCUUUAUUACAAGAUGCCAUGCCCAUCCAACAAUCUACCUGUACGCCAAUGUCCAGCACCACUGCCAUCUCUGUUCCUACCAACACCCCCAGCACAGCCACUGCCAAAUUACACGUUCCUAACUCGUCUCACUCACUAAUGUUGUCAAGUCCAGCUCCCAGUUUAACCGCUGAAGGAGCCGUUGGUGGGUUACCUCAAAUGGCACACGUGGGCGACGGCUGCGCCGAGAUGCUUCCUAACGAUGUCGAACAGAGCAUGGAGUCGAUGAGCGUGACGACGUUCCUGUCCAGCAUCGGGCUCGAGAAUUUGUGCGAAGUCUUUGAGAAGGAGUUCAUCACCAUGGAUAUCUUGACCGAAAUGAAACAUGAAGAACUGAAGGAGAUUGGCAUCACAGCAUAUGGCCAUCGCUACAAGAUACUGAAGGGGGUCGAGAAGCUCAAGACAAACAAUUGUUCCACCCUGCAGACCACCCUUCCGCAACAAGGCACCAUCCUCAUAGACCUUCUACCAGACGAUCCGGAAUAUAUUAUGGUAGAAGAACAGAUGCAGGGAACAGUUCGAGAACACAAAGACAAUGCUGGUGGCAUCUUUGAUCGAUACAACAUUAUAAAAAUCCAAAAAGUGCGUAACAAGCGUUUGUGGGAGAAGUAUUAUCAUCGUCGGAAAGAGGUGGCGGAAGAAAAUAACAACAACGAAAACGAGCGGCUUCUCUUUCAUGGUUCUCCCUUUAUCAAUGCCAUUGUACACAAAGGUUUUGAUGAGAGACAUGCGUAUAUUGGUGGCAUGUUUGGUGCAGGAAUUUAUUUUGCUGAGAAUUCUUCCAAAAGCAACCAGUAUGUUUAUGGUAUUGGAGGUGGUACAGGCUGUCCAGCACACAAAGAUCGGUCGUGUUAUAUUUGUCAUAGGCAAUUAUUACUAUGUCAGGUGACACUUGGCAAGUCUUUUACGCAGUUAAGUGCAAUGAAAAUGGCUCAUGCGCCGCCAGGGCACCAUUCUGUGAUUGGUCGACCAAGUAACGGGGGACUGACUUUCCCAGAAUAUGUUAUAUACAGGGGUGAACAGGGUUAUCCGGAAUACCUAAUCAACUUCCAGAUCGUAAAGCCAGACAGUCCAGCUGACAGCACAACAUGACAUGAAUACAGCAGCAGCAGCAGCAACAGCAACACCAACAACACCGCCACCGUCUCCACCGCCAUCGCCACCACAACCACCUUCGCCGCCACCAGCACCAAUUACAAGAACAGCAGCAGCAGCACUACCACCACCACCGUAAACAACAACACUUACAAUAACUGCAUAACAACAACAACAACAAACAACAGUUCUACUAAUAGUUUGUAAAUUUCUAAUCUCAUAUUCUUUUUUUUUUUUAUGUACAAAGUCUUUCUAUUUCUCAUUGUCUAUCUUGCACACACACACACACACAUCAUCAAAUACAUACGUGAGGUUUCCACAUAAAUUUUACUUGAUUUUGGUAAAAAUUACUUUUUGACUAAAAUUUCUUUGAGGCAGUGCUCCAGCAUGACCACCACAGUCAAAUAACUGAAACAAGUGUAAAAAUUCGUAAGUUAAUUAAAUUACUCUUUAAUUACUUAAAACAAAACUAAAACAUGCUCACCUGCCGUUUCAAUAAAUUAAUAAAAAAACCAAUAAUCUGAGUUCCUAUCCAGAAGGCUGAAAAACUAAAUUCUUUGAAGGCACUGCUACAGGAUGGCCGUAAGAGAACGAUGAAAUCCAGUGGAAAAGUAUUGCUGAUUGGUUGUUAAUUUUUGUACCAAAAUUAAGUGGAAAUUUUUGGACACUGUUAUAUACACUCUCUCUCUGUGUAUGUGUAUACACACACACACAUUCUCUCUAAACACACACACACACACAC